Molecule: messenger RNA, 643 nt
Organism: Plutella xylostella (diamondback moth)
Lineage: Eukaryota; Metazoa; Arthropoda; Insecta; Lepidoptera; Plutellidae
Gene: RpL12
Product: ribosomal protein L12
Biological process (GO): translation
Cellular component (GO): ribosome; cytosolic large ribosomal subunit
Molecular function (GO): large ribosomal subunit rRNA binding; structural constituent of ribosome
Source: RefSeq, a predicted model, not a curated record
AUUUGUAUUUCUUUUUCGGCGAGCCGUGAACGUGAAGGAACGUUUCAUCGCGAUUCGCUUUUAAAUCCGUCUUAAUCGACGCGAAUUUGUUUUAUUUUAAUAAAUCAAAUUAAUAUAAUCCUUUAAAAAUGCCGCCUAAGUUCGAUCCUAACGAAGUUAAAAUCGUCUACCUGAGAUGUGUUGGUGGAGAAGUCGGUGCCACUUCAUCUUUGGCUCCCAAAAUCGGUCCCCUUGGUCUCUCCCCCAAGAAGGUCGGUGACGACAUUGCCAAGGCCACCGGAGACUGGAAGGGUCUUAAGAUCACAGUCCAGCUGACCAUCCAGAACAGACAGGCCACCAUCUCCGUGUGUCCCUCGGCCGCCUCCCUUGUCAUCAAGGCCCUGAAGGAGCCCCCACGUGACAGGAAGAAGCAGAAGAACAUCAAGCACAACGGCAACAUCACCAUGGAGGAGGUGACCAGCAUCGCCAAGGUGAUGAGGCCGCGCUCCAUGGCCCGCGAGCUGUCCGGCACCGUCAAGGAGGUGCUGGGAACCUGCCAGUCGGUCGGCUGCACCAUCGACGGCCGCGCGCCCCACGAUAUCAUCGACGAUAUCAACUCUGGAGCCGUGACUGUUGACGAAUAAACUAACUUUAAAAUACCGUA